Molecule: messenger RNA, 300 nt
Organism: Zingiber officinale
Lineage: Eukaryota; Viridiplantae; Streptophyta; Magnoliopsida; Zingiberales; Zingiberaceae
Product: aldehyde dehydrogenase family 7 member A1-like
Exons: 4
Coding region: 16-300 (94 amino acids)
Molecular function (GO): aldehyde dehydrogenase (NAD+) activity
Source: RefSeq, a predicted model, not a curated record
CCUGUAUUAUAUGUAAUGAAAUUUCAAACUUUAAAUGAGGCAAUUGAAAUAAACAACUCGGUGCCACAAGGUCUGAGCAGUUCUAUCUUCACACGCAAGCCUGAGAUUAUCUUCAAGUGGAUUGGACCUCAUGGCAGCGACUUUGGUUUUGUCAACGUGAACAUACCUACUAAUGGUGCCGAAGUUGGUGGAGCUUUUGGUGGUGAAAAGGCCACUGGAGGUGGUCGAGAAGCAGGGAGCGACUCAUGGAAGCAAUAUAUGCGGCGUUCAACCUGGAACAUAUGUGGGAUGGCCGACUAA